Pseudophryne corroboree (corroboree frog) is the source of this 1373-nucleotide messenger RNA. Its product is annotated as leukosialin-like. Bases 169 to 1269 code for a protein of 366 amino acids. The record is from RefSeq and is a predicted model, not a curated record. Lineage: Eukaryota; Metazoa; Chordata; Amphibia; Anura; Myobatrachidae. The transcript is spliced from 2 exons.
UGCACAUUGUGACAUGCGGUGAUCAGGCUGACGGCUUGCAGGGCGGAGGCAGAGGUUUCUGGGACACCGAGGGGUGCAGAUUGCAGGCUGCUGUGACGGUAGACAGUGGUGGGAUAACAGGUAGAAGAAGAAAGGACAGAGAGGCCCCAACAGAUUGAAGAGUCAAUUAUGGAAUGUGACCUUCUGAAAUGGACAAUGCUCCUCUUGCCUCUAGUAUGUACAACAGCCAUGAACACAGCAGAACCUGACAAAUUGCUCAUUGAUGGAACCACCUACAUGGGAGACUUAACUUCCUCACCCAGGGUAGCUGCAUUGCUUGAUGGUGGAACUAAUGUGACCUCAGCUACUAAAUUGAUUUUCUCAGAAACCCCAAAGGCUCUCUCCUCCAAAAAUGAGACUGCAUACAAGCCUGUUGGCAUUGUGGCAUCGAGGGGUCCUUUUACUGAUGAACCCUCCACAACAUCCCAGACAAGCCUAGCCGCCACGGCAUCCCAGAUGGCAGAUGAAGACCCGCUCAAGAAAUCCCAAGCUACACCAGCCAACGUCCAUGCUUCGACUAAAGCAUCAACUGUACCUUCAACCAUACUUUCAGCCAUAACACCUUCAGCCGCAUCUUCAAACGUUCCUUCAACCAACCACGAUGCAGCUAAUACAACUACAGAUCAAAAUAUCCCUGCUGAACAUGUAACUACUUCUGAUUAUCGCCCUAUAAUUACAACAAUUUUUAUUGAAGAGACAACUGCAAUAAAGGUGGAUACUACAGAUAAGACAUCCAAAGCACCAAAGAACAUGUCUUUGCCUGUUCUAAUAGUGGUAAUAAUAAUUAUUUUAGUCUUGCUGUUCCUCACCAUGAUAAUCUUACUAAUCAGGAAAAAGAGACGGAGUGGUUCCCAGACGUUUAAUACAAAUAGCAGAAAGAAUAACCGAAAAGAUGUGUGGGCAGGUCAGGUGCCCGAGCUGGAAGACGGGAAGGCUGUUCACAAUGAAGUAACCAUGGAAAAUGGGAAAUCCGGGAAACAACAGGAGGCAGGACAUGAAAUGACCACGUUCGUCAGUGGAGAGAAGAAAGCGGAUUCGGUGGUAGAGAAUGAUGAGCUGCUUCCUGGAGGAGGUACUGAAGAGAAGGGCACAGACAAACUGGGCAAAGAGGACUCGGAGGAGGAGAAGAGGCCUCUGCUAGAGGGGAGUUCAGAGGGCGCUCAAGAAACGGAGGUGUCUGAAUUUGAAGACCAGUUCUCGGUUCCGUCUAUGGAACAAGAGCUGUUGUGAAUGGGGAUAAGACUAUUUGGCUGGACAUCAUUCACUUUGAGCUGGUCCCUAAGAUAUCUUUGUGAAUGGGCGGUAUUGUGAGCGAGCGUAAAUUCUGAAGGCUG